AUGUUCGGCUUCCCAAUGACUGGUGCCGCCGGUGGUCUCUUUGGCUUUGGUCAGGUCCUUGCGCAGCAGGUUGAAGACGCGACUACCGUGUUUCAGGACGCGUUCGAUGCCUUUGAAUCUACCCCAGACGAGUUGCGACCGACACCGCCAGGCCUGAAGAAGUCGUCCAUUGAAUUUCCAGCGGCUCCUACACGCUAUGAGUGGAGUACAUUGUCGCCUGAAGGCCGAAAGAUGAUCCGGCUCGUAACGAUUGAGAGCAUGAACAGCAUCCCCUCGGAUUGCAAGCUAAGGGAAUGCGAGCUUCUAGAGACGAGUUCUGCUGUUCCACUUGUCAGAUGCAAGAUCCACGAGAAAGACCUUGCCACAUUGCCAAAAGAUAGCUACGAGGCAGUCUCCUAUUCGUGGCUUGAUAUGGAGGCAGAGGUUCCACUGUUGGUCAACGAAAGGGAGGAAUUGCGCGUCAACCCGAGCCUGAUUGCAUGCCUUCAGCACCUUUUGCGGAAGCAAGACAAGCUCAUUCUCUGGUGGGACAAUAUCUGCGUCAAACAGACGGACGCGAGAGAGAUCGCGUGCCAGGUUGCACUUAUGAAGGAAAUCUUCCAAGGAGCAAAGAGGACGUACCUGUGGCUUGGAGAGGGUGACACGGACUCGGACCUCGCGUUGAAAACACUGGAUGAAAUAUGUCCGCUCAACGGGGAGGGCCACACUUCAGCGGACCUCCGCGCGGACAAGGCGAGAAGCCUGGUCAGCGAAGGGUUUCGCGAUCGAAAGUCAGCGGCCAGCUUACAGCGAACUGCAAUUGCAAAGUUGCUGAACCGCAAAUACUUCGAAAGAGCCUGGAUCUACCAGGAGGCUGCUGCGUCCAAGGAGAUCGUUGUCCUCAUCGGCAAACAGGAACUCAAUUUCGAUAGACUCUGCGAUGCUGUCGAAGCUUAUUGCGCGGCUGAGGGGGACAAGAUGCGCAGGUCCGACAUAUCCUUGGGAAACCCUUUGCAGAUUGUCGCCCAUGGAUGCAACACUCUGCAAGCCAUUCGACAAGGACGGGCCGAACUCCAAGGCAACAAACCACUUGGCACCAACUAUCUCCAGACCGUGCUCUGUCGAGUAGCCGGAAGCGUCAAAGCGAGGCGCGACCAUGACCUGGUUUAUGCGUUCCUCGGAUUCCAAGGCGGUGCGGCUCCCAUCAAGAUCGACUACGAGAUAUCAGUUGGGAGCGCAUACAACAUCGCCGCUCGGUCGCUGAUGGAACAAAACAAAACUCUUGAUCUCUUCGCCAUUUGUGGCGGACAAGAGAAGUUGGACGAUCUUGCCUCGUGGGCGCCAAAUUGGACCAUUCGACUUCCACAAGGCCAGCCGAUUCACCAAGGCGGUAUUGAGCCCCUUUUCAACGCAAGCAAGGAUAUGCGGUUCCGACCCACUUCGAAGGAGAACGACCCUUGCCAGCUUGUCACUUACGGUAAAGUCAUCGACACUGUUGCUGCGGUCAGCGGGAUCGAGUUCAAGUAUGCCGAGCGAAACACGCUCGGGAUCGAGAACUUCAUCCGCCUUCAGGCCCAUCUGGAAUUCGUCAAGAAAAACUCAAAAUCUGCUGUACCUUGCAAUCGCGAACGAGUCCUUAAGGUCCUACUAGCAGAGGGGGCAUUCGAAUACUCGCGCCACAUCUUCGACAAGGAACCAGUGACUCCGAAGAAACCCGUCUUCGAUCUGGCUUCCUUGCUUGACGCAUACGACAAGGAUAAUAUGAUUAGACAAAGCAAGGGCUUCGGAUUACGCGCGGAAAAGGAGGCAUACGCCAAGCUCCGCAAGCAGUCGCUGAUCUGUGUGCGCAAGAUGAUGUUUGUGGGCACAACAGGUGCUCUGGGGUUGGCGCCAGCGGCGGUCAAGCCCGGGGAUGAAGUUGCCAUCUUGAACGGGAGCCGAGUACCCGUGGUACUGAGGAAAUUCUCUGGGGCAGACGGACAUGGAACCACAUAUCAAUUGAUCGGCCAGGCGUAUUUCGAAGACGCGAUGAAUGGAGAAAAAGUGACUUGGAGCAUAGACAAUGAAGCCGGUGAGAUAGUAUUAGUCUGA
This is a messenger RNA of Exophiala xenobiotica, 2070 nucleotides long. RefSeq lists its product as uncharacterized. The record is from RefSeq and is a predicted model, not a curated record. NCBI's taxonomy places the organism in Eukaryota, Fungi, Ascomycota, Eurotiomycetes, Chaetothyriales, Herpotrichiellaceae. The transcript has a single exon. The coding region runs from base 1 to 2070 and encodes 689 amino acids.